This is a messenger RNA of Apis cerana (Asiatic honeybee), 4332 nucleotides long. It is a transcript of the gene Spf45, whose product is annotated as splicing factor 45. Gene Ontology annotation, biological process: mRNA cis splicing, via spliceosome; alternative mRNA splicing, via spliceosome. Gene Ontology annotation, molecular function: RNA binding. Gene Ontology annotation, cellular component: precatalytic spliceosome. NCBI's taxonomy places the organism in Eukaryota, Metazoa, Arthropoda, Insecta, Hymenoptera, Apidae. The record is from RefSeq and is a predicted model, not a curated record.
AAUUGUGACUUGAAGUUAUUAAGACUUGAAAUUAGAUAUUUUUAGUUCUAUAUAUAUAUUUCUAAUAUAAACAAUUGCAUGAAAAAUGUGCUAUGAAUAUUAGCCUUUAACGAUUUUCAAUUGACAUAAAACAUAUAAAAUGAUAUUAUUUCUUAAAAAUUAUUUUUUUUAAAAAUCACAUAUUUUUUUAAAAAAAAUUAUGUGAUUUCAUAUAUGUUGAAAAAUAUUUGUAUAGUAUUGAAACAAAUAAGCAUAUGCACUACGUGAAACGUUAAAAUAUUUGAAUAAUUUGAAUUUCUAAAUAUUAAUAAUUAAACAAAUUAUAUUUUUAAUCUUAAUUAUAGACUUAAAUAAUAUACAUUUUAAAUCUUCAAACUAAAUUUUUAAUAUAUAAUUCUAGUAGUAUUUUAGUAAUACAUAAUAAUUUGAGGUUAAGUGUAGCAUGUUUUAAUAAAUAGGUAUAUUCAUGAAAUACAAAAAUUAAACAUAAUGUCUCUUUACGAUGAUUUUGAUAAACAUCGAACGUCAGAAAAAGUAGCUGGAUGGUCAUCCAGUAUUAAAUUAUUACAAUCUCAAUUACAGUUAAAAAAAGCCGCGACUACACAGCCGAAACGUGAACAAUAUAGAAAGGCAACAGCAGUGUUAGCACCUGUAAUAGACUUAAAAUCAAAAGCUAAUAGAAAUGCAGAUAGAGAUGAUGAUGGUCCACAUAAUAAUCCACUUUCAUCUGGUACUGUUAGUAGUAUUGGAGUAGGUGGUGAAUUUGAUUGGAAUGUAAUAAAUGAAUAUGAUCCUAUGUGGCCUAAUGAAUAUGAUAAAGUUGUUAAAGAAUUAAGAGAUUUACGUGAUAGAGAACAUGAUCAAGAAACUGAAAUGCGUAAACGUAGACGGGAUAGUUCACGUUUUGAAGAUACACAAACUUCUUCUGGAAAUAGUACAAUGAUUCCUCCUGAAAGAGAUGAGGAGAGAACUCCUACAUCAAGAGGAAUUGCAGGAGGAGCAGCUAUAGCUCCACCACCUUCUUUACAAGAAUCUUCUGAUCUUCCACCUCCAGCACCAAGACCUCCAACUAGCAUGGGAUAUGCUACAUCAUCAGUAGCAGCAAAAAUAAUGGCUAAAUAUGGUUUCAAAGAAGGACAAGGACUUGGUAAGAAAGAACAAGGAAUGUCUGUUGCUUUACAAGUAGAAAAAACUAGUAAACGAGGUGGAAGAAUUGUUGGAGAAAGAGAACAACUUAUGCCACCACCACCACCUGUUGCUGUCUCUCCACCUCCACAACAGCAAAUUAUUCCUCCUCAACCUUCAGAAGAACCUAGUAUUACAGAAAUAAUGAAAUGUCCAAGUAAGGUUGUAUUAUUGCGUAACAUGGUUGGUCCUGGAGAAGUGGAUGAUGAUCUUGAACCUGAAGUUAAAGAUGAAUGUAAUACAAAAUACGGCGAUGUUGCGCGUGUUAUUAUCCAUGAAGUAACAGAAGCUGCUCCAGAAGAAGCUGUUAGAAUCUUUGUGGAAUUUAAAAGAAUAGAAAGUGCUAUUAAAGCUGUAGUUGAUUUAAAUGGACGUUUUUUUGGUGGAAGACAAGUUAAAGCAGGUUUUUAUUCCAGUGAAAAACUUGAUAGUUUACAGUUAAUGGAUUAAUUUCUUAUUUAAUAAUUUCAUUUAAUAAAUGCAUCUUAACAAAUACAACAAUAUGGAAUCAAUGUGUUGAUUAUUGUGUUAAAAACAUUAUAUUGCAAGUUUAUUAAAAAUAUAUAAUAAUAUGAUGAAUUCGGAAAACAAAAAAUAUAAAAAUAUUUGCAUAAUAUUCAAUACAUUGAAAAACAUUUCAAUCUAUAACCUUAGUUAAAAUAGGGUGCAAUAAUAAUUUAAACCUUUCAUAUAUAAUAAAAACAUUGAUAUAUUCUUCUUCUAAUUUUAAUAUAAAUUGUAUACACAAUAUAAAUAAUAAAUAAGUAAAAUUUAUAAUCUUAUAAAAUACUAAUAUUUCAGUAAUAAAAAAGAGUAAUAUAAAUAAUAUAAAGAAACAAUUUUUUUUUGUAAUGAGAUAAAUAUGAAAUAAAAAUGAAAUAAUAAUUGUGCUAAUAAAUAAUUAUAAUAUAUAAAUAAUUUAAUAAAUUAUAAUUUGCAAUUUAUUUAUAUAAAUUAUAUAUUAAAAAUUUUAUAUUUAAAAAAUUUGAUAAUUGCAAUUGAUGUAAUGAAUAUAUCUUGUUAACAAAUUGGAGUUUAUAAAAUUCAAUUCUUAAUUUUUUAUUAAUAUUUAUCACAGUUUAUAUUAUAUAAAGUAUAUAAUAAAAUUGUAAUUCAAAUUUUUUUUGUAAAAAUUUAAUAAUUAUUACUUUAUUUUUUUAUUACUUAUUAAAUGUUCAAUUGCUUCGUUUAAUUGAGCAUUAAAUGCAGCAAAACUAAAAGUUUUUAUAAAUCUAUCUUUACCUGCAUUUCCAAAUUUUUGAAUAUAUUCUGGAUUUUUAAUUAAAUAAGCUAUUUUUGAAGCAAAUGCAUCACCAGAUAAAUCAACCAAAAAUCCAGUAACUCCAGAAAUUAUAGAUUCUUUUGGCCCACCAGAAUUAUGUGCAAUUACUGGUUUACUCAUAUACAUUGCUUCAAGUGGUACAAUACCAAAAUGUUCAUUUGGAGGUGUGUAUAAUAUAAUUUUACAAUGAUAUAAAAUAGAUAUUUUAUCAAUAUCUGAAGGAGAUCGAAGAAAUAUUACUUUUUCUGUUACAUGUAAUUCAUCAACAAGUCCUAUUAAUUCCAAGUAAUAUUCUACAUUUUCUUCAACUCUUUUAUCAUAUCCACCAGCCAUAAUUAAAUAUACUUUUUUAUAUUCUUCUUCUGUCAAAUAUUUUUGAAGUUCUGCCAAUGCUUCUAUUGCUAAUUCUAAAUUUUUUUUACGUUCAUAUCUGUUAAUAGACAAUAAUAUAAUACUAUCUGAUGGCAAUUUUUUAUCAAAUAUUCUUUCUAAAGAUAUUAUUCGAGUUUUAUCAAAGAAAUCAGUGUUAAUAGAAGGAUAUAAAACUUCAGGUUCAAUACAUAAUUUCUUAAAAGUAUGUUUAAACACAGAAAGUGUAUAUAUGCUAUUUACAAAUAUUUUAUGUGCCAUUCCAGUUGUUAAUUCUUCUAAAUAAUUAAGAGGUGCACGAUAUAAUUGUUUACUAAUUCCCUUUGAUUGUGAAAGCAACUGAUCUGGAUAAUGACAAUAAAAAAUUAUAUAUGGAAUUCGUAAUCGAAGAAUAGGAAUGCAUACAGAAACUAAAUCACAGAAUACAAUAUCUGGUCGAUGUUCACAAAAAAUAAUAUAGCUAGCUGCAUAUAUCUAGAAAAAAUAUAAUACAAUAUAUGAAUAAUUUAUAAACACAUUAAAAUUUAACAAAUAACUCACCAUACGAAUAUAAGCAAAAAGUGCGAAAAAUCUACCAAAAACAUGUCUAGGCAACCAAUUUCCCACAACUGUAACAGGAAUUGUUCCAUCUUUUGUUUCAGAGAAACAAUGUUCAGGAUCAUGAUGAGUUGUCACGAAAUUAACCUCAUAUCCUCCUUUCUUUAAAGCUAAAGCAGCAUCUAUUACUAAUCUUUCUGCUCCUCCAAUACCAAGAUCUGGAUGAAGAAAUGUAAUUCGUGUCAUUUUUAUUAAUUUAACGACAUCAAUAACGACAAUUAUCAAUGAAUUAAAAACGUUACGAAUUACGAUAUCACGAUCUACGAUAUCACUGGUCAAUAACGUAGUAAAAUUGAUCAAAGUGAAUUUAUAGAUAUUAUGAUGGAUUUUACAAUUUAAACAACUUUUGUUUUCUUAUUAUAAACAUAUUUAUAAAUAAUUAUCACAAUGAAUUUUGGAAUUAAUUGGGAAGAAGAACAUAGACAAACAUUAUUAGAAGGAAAUGCAAUAUUGGAACGAUCUUCACAAUCUAUUAGCAGAUCUCAAGCAAUUGCAAUUGAAAGUGAACAAAUAGGAACUGAGGUAAUUUCUGAAUUGAGUAGACAAGGAGAACAAUUAUUACGAACAGAAAGAAGAUUAUCACAAACAGAUGAAGAAUUAAAUAAAACAAGAAGAAUAUUAAAUAUUAUGAGACGUAGAGUUUUAUUAAAUAAAUUUGUAUUAAUCUUAAUUAUAUUAUUAGAAAUAGGCAUACUUGGUAUUAUUAUAUAUAAAAAAUAUAUAAAAAUAUUGUAAAUAUAUAUAUGUAAAAAUAAUAUAUAUUUUAUAUUUUAUAUACAGUAUAAAUAUUCUAUAAAUACUUAUUUUUAUUUAAAUCCUAUGUAAUAUGUAAUGAAUUAUUAAUAUGGUAAAAAAAAUAUGUAUAUGAAUAAAUAAAAAUAUAUAUAAAUUUCAUUUAA